This is a messenger RNA of Cylas formicarius (sweet potato weevil), 978 nucleotides long. RefSeq lists its product as uncharacterized. The record is from RefSeq and is a predicted model, not a curated record. NCBI's taxonomy places the organism in Eukaryota, Metazoa, Arthropoda, Insecta, Coleoptera, Brentidae. The coding region runs from base 80 to 664 and encodes 194 amino acids. The transcript is spliced from 5 exons.
CAAAGACAGAAGUUUAAAUGUUGAGUUAAUAACGGUUUCAGAUUGAGAGAAAAGUUUAAAUUUUAAUUUAAUAAUCGCUAUGUCUGAAAGUGUUACUUUUUCUUGUGCUAGGCGUCAAGAAUAUCAAGCGGCGGAACUGUUGCAAACAUCAAAAAUAGUCUUAAGCAAUUUUGAAGACUGUUCCAGCGCUGGAAUUGAAAAACUUGCCAAUGUGGAGAAGCUUUGUUUGAAAUAUAUUAACAUUCGAUCUCAGGUUGCAGGUUUGUCAACUGAUUUGAUAGACACCAUUGAUCAUGGUAAAAGUCUGCUUUUUAUUGAUAUUGACCAAAUUGAAAAACGUUUGUGUUCUAAGAACUUCAAAAUCGAUGAUUUAAAUAGGUUAUUGGAAACACAAUCUAAAGACCUGAUGGAAAAGACAGAAUAUAGUUCAAAGAUGGAAUUGCAAUUGGAAAGCCUUAGUAAAAAGCAAAAACGAUUUGAUUUGCAAAAGUGUAUGGUUUUGGCCUACAAGCUGAUUACAAAUACGAACUUUGUGUAUAACAGUUCAAGUGUUGCUGGCUUAAUGGAUUGUGGCCAAUUGAAGACCUUCAAAUUCUCUACAACCAAAAUGACGCAAGAGGAAAUUACAGAGAUAUUAUGGAAGAUGUUAUGUGAUGGCAAGUGAUUAAAAUUAUCUUUAUUGUGUGUGGAACAACUGUAAUAUUCAUGUAGCAAGUUGAAAAGUACAAAAUGAAUGACGAAUUAAGAUGAAUUGUUUAUGGUCAAAUGCUAAUUAGCAAAACUUAAAAUCCUACAUUACACGUAAUAAGACUGAAUUAAUCCACAGCAAACUGCUAAGGUAAAGGAUAUACAAAAUAACACGAGGGUAAGGGAUCCCAACACAACUCCGUGCCCAAAAAUGAUGUAGAUUAUUGAAAGAAGUCCUAAAAGAAAGCACAAAUGUGGGAAUUACAAGAAACUCUUUGUUCUUACCUUUUG